UAAAAAGCUUAUUGUGAUUUGUCAGGUACAUUAAAAGGACUUGAAAUACACGGCUCUGGGCAUCCUAAAAGGUGUUCAACAUGGUGUGAAAGCAUAUCUAUUUUUCUCUGAGGGGAGCUUGUAUAUAUCUUAUUAAAUUUGGACUUCUCAGCUGAUGAGUGAGCUCAGCAGAUUGAGUUUAUUGAAUUUCUGCCUGUAGAGACAGUGAGUCUAAUAUAGCAUUUGAAAAAUCAGUCCUAAAUUCUUACUAUUUUUAAAAACUACUCUUCAGUUGAUUUAAUUUAUUCAAUGUGUGACAUUUUUCUAUAUAUUUGGUUUAUUUCCUGUGGUGAUACCCUACCAGCUAGUAUUCUUCAGGGAAGUUAGUGUGUAAGCUGGUCCAUAAGGACUCAUAUUUUUUCUAAGUUUGUUUGGUUGGGGGUUUUUUUAAAUAUUUCUUCCUGAUGUAUCUCUGCAGUUGAUAUUUAUUACAGUGAAUAGUUUCAAAUUUGCAUUUAUUAACUAAGUGUUGUAUCAACUACACUCCUAUUUUUUUAAAAAAACUGAUCUUCAAGGUGACCAACAAAAUUACUUCUGCCAUGCUAAACCAUCUAAAUACAUUGCUGUCUUAUCACUGGAAGUAAGAUCAGUUCUCUCUUACACUUUCCAGACCAAUUUCUCUCAUUAAGAUGACAAACACUUGGUGUCUACCUUCAUCUCAUAAAACAUUCCUCCUUGAGCUUUUGAACCAACACUGACAGUAAUUCACAAAGAACCUAAUCACUAAAACCUAAAUUAUCACAUAAUCACUAGGUUGGGAGAGACCUUUAAGAUCAUCAAGUCCAACCCCUGCCCUAACACCUCAACUAAACCAUGGCACCGAGUGCCACAUUCAAUCUUUUUUUAAACACAUCCAGGAAUGGUGACUCUAACACCUCCCAGGGCAGAAAAUUCCAGUACUUUACCACUCUUUCUGUAAAAACUUUUUCCUAACAUCCAACCUAAAUCUCCCUUGGUGCAGCUUAAGACUGUGUCCUCUGGUUCUGUCAGUCGCUGCCUGGAGGAAGAGACCAACCCCCACCUGGCUACAGUCACCUCUCAGGGAGCUGUAGGGAGUGAUUAAGGUCAGGUUUAAUUUCCUAUUUUCCUGUUCCCAGAAACACUAUAAAUGGGAGUGUUGUCUUGCCAGUUGGAGUAAUACAGGCCAGGUCAAUGUUUGUGAAGGAAAAGGAACUGAUCAUUGCUUGUGAUGGGCUGCAAUAACAAAAGUGAUUUGAAACCCCAGGUCCAGAAGUCACUCUCCAAGUCCUAGCAUCAGGAUCCUGCUUUUCCUGUCUCCCCUAGGGGCAAGAACUCUGGAAGCUGGUGGUGGGCACAGAGCUGGAGGGCGUCCAGCCACAAGAGAGAAAGUAAAAGCAGCAGUUCUGAGAGGGAGAGGCUCAGCAAAGGCAGGGCAGAGCAGCAGGCUGCAGGUUCUGGGGGCUGUGCUCCAGUGACUUCUCCCCCUGGGUGACCAGCAGGGAAGAUGCUGAGCAGCUGGUGUCCACUUCUCUGAAAAGGAAGUGAAAGAGCCAGGGUCGUUCACAGCUUCCCUUGCGGUGGGAGGCAGCAGCAUGGAAUAAAGGCACUUGUGGUUCCAGGAACGGGACUCAUGUCAUAAGCAUGGAGAAAAGUUGCUGAGACUCCUCCAGCACUGCCCUGUAUUUCUUAUUUGUGUCACAGGUACCAAACCAAAGAUGUCCUCAACAAGAACGAUUCUGCUCAUCCUGGGAUUCCUCUCUACUUUGGCUGUAAUUGCUUUAAUUGCUGUAGCAGUGACCCAGAACCAGCCACUUCCGAAGAAUAUAAAGUAUGGGAUCGUGCUGGAUGCAGGCUCGUCCCACACCAACCUCUACGUGUACGAGUGGCCAGCGGAGAAGGAGAACGACACGGGGGUGGUGAAGCAGGUGGAGGUGUGUAAAGUUGAAGGCCCUGGGAUCUCAGGUUACUCCCAUGCCACAGAGAAGGCAGGUCCCUCUCUGGCACAGUGCCUACAGCAAGCAAAAGAGGUGAUUCCCUCAGCACAGCACAAAGAGACACCCGUCUACCUCGGAGCAACAGCUGGCAUGCGGCUCCUCAGGUUGCAGAAUGAAAGUGCAGCUGACAAAGUCUUGUCCUCAGUAGGAAACACACUACGCUCAGCUCCCUUCAACUUCCAAGGUGCCAGAAUCAUCACUGGUCAGGAAGAAGGAGCCUAUGGAUGGAUCACCAUUAACUAUCUUCUGGGCAAUUUCAAGCAGUCUGGCUGGAAAAAGCUUCUACUCUCCCUGAAAUCCUUAAGUGAGACAUCAGGAGCACUAGACCUUGGAGGAGCCUCCACACAGAUCACCUUUGUAUCAAAGGAGCUCUCUUCUGAGUCCCCAGAGAACCAGCUCUACUUCCGUCUCUACGGCAAGGAUUACCAAGUGUACACGCACAGCUUCCUCUGCUACGGCAAGGACCAGGCUCUGCAACAGAAACUGGCCAUGGAUCUACAGACCAUGGAGAACAGCGAGUUCCCUGACCCAUGCUUUCACAAGGGUUAUGAGAGGACUAUAAAUAUUAGUGAUUUCUUCAAAAACCCUUGCACAUCAGACAAGAAAAAGCAAUUACCUUUCAGCCAGCUGUACAUAAAGGGAGAGGGGGACUAUCAAAAGUGCCGAGAAAACAUCCAGAAACUCUUCAACAAAAGCAGUUGUCCUUACACCAGUUGCUCCUUCAAUGGGAUAUACCUACCUCCAUUACAAGGGGAUUUUGGGGCUUUUUCUGCAUUCUAUUUUGUGAUGAACUUUUUGAACCUGACCAGUGAACCAAACCCCCUUGCUCUGAACAAAGUGACCAGCACCAUUGAGAGCUUCUGUGCCCAGCCUUGGCAAGAGGUGAAGACAGCAUAUCACCACAUCAAAGAAAAGUACCUGAGUGAAUAUUGCUUCUCUGGAGCCUACAUCCUCUCUCUCCUGGAAAAUGGCUAUGGGUUCACUGAAAAUAACUGGCAAAUGAUCCACUUCCUUGGAAAGAUUGGCAGCAGUGAUGCAGGUUGGACCCUGGGCUACAUGCUGAACCUGACCAACAUGAUCCCUGCAGAGGAGCCAGCCAGGCCCCCUCUCUCCCACGGCAGCUACGUGGGGCUCAUGGUGCUGUGCUCCCUUGUGCUGGUGUCUGUGCUCCUGUUUGCCUGGCUUCUCUUCCACAAGCCCAAGUGCCUGCAGAAGGGGAUUGUUUAGGAAGAACCUGAAGGAGAGAGGAGCCAUGUCAUCCUGGCUGCUCAGGGCUAGGAGACCCCAGCAGAGCAGGCUGUACUGCAGAGUCCCUCUCACUGAAGCUACUGACUGUACAACAAGGGCAUUUAUUUCUUCUGAAUCACACUUGCACUGACAGAUGUUGGGACAUCAGGCUCGCCACCUUCUCUGCCAAGGACAGACAAGCUCGUGUCUCCUCCUUGAAUGAGUUGUACUUUCAUUCAAUGAAACUUUGCUGCUUGUUGG
Messenger RNA from Oenanthe melanoleuca, 3482 nucleotides. RefSeq names its product ectonucleoside triphosphate diphosphohydrolase 1 (gene ENTPD1). The transcript is spliced from 10 exons. Lineage: Eukaryota; Metazoa; Chordata; Aves; Passeriformes; Muscicapidae. Gene Ontology annotation, molecular function: GDP phosphatase activity; UDP phosphatase activity. Gene Ontology annotation, cellular component: plasma membrane. The record is from RefSeq and is a predicted model, not a curated record. Gene Ontology annotation, biological process: nucleoside diphosphate catabolic process. Bases 1716 to 3221 code for a protein of 501 amino acids.